This is a messenger RNA of Danaus chrysippus (African queen), 2304 nucleotides long. Lineage: Eukaryota; Metazoa; Arthropoda; Insecta; Lepidoptera; Nymphalidae. The record is from the annotation of a GenBank genome assembly.
AUGGCCGAUCAAGUAGAUACCAUGUCAGACGCGGAGCUCCGCACAAAACUAGCCGAGCAUGGGUUCCCAAUUAUGCCUAUAACAGCUUCUACCAGAAAAUUGUUGGUAAAAAAGCUCAAAAUGGUAUUAGACAACAAAACCAAACCUCGCAAUAGCGUAGACAAAGUAGAGAGUCGACGGUCCCUUGCGCGGUAUUCAAGCGGCGAAGAAUCUGAUCUGGAUUCUUCAAACAUAUCGAAAGAAAAACGUAGCCGUCGUGCAACUACUGGAGGUGCUAUGUUGCCGCCAGUGACAAACAAGUCCAGACGAAUUCCAUUAAAGAAGGAUUCACCGAUAAAACGCGACAUUGAUAAAGGAUCUGAAUCUGAGGAUGAAAAGUCACCUGUAAGAACACAUGAGGAGGUGGAAACCGUAACAACACGUCGUGUUACUCGUACAUACGCAGCUAAUGACCAAGACGACUAUGAAACAGGUUCUGAUAGUGAUGUUGAUGCUGAAAAGAAGCCUUCGAGUCCAUUAAGAAGUAGCUCACGGUCAAGUGACUAUAUUUCCAGUACUUUACCCAGUAAUGACCCAUCCCCGAGCCCUCCAAGGUCAUCUUUAUUCUCUCGUCCAACAUUAUCUAAUACUAACUUCUCAUCUUCACUGUCAUCUUCUGAUCAUCUUAAUUCUAUAAGAUCUCGACUCGGGCUGACAUCAUCCUUAGCAGACCGCCCUUCAGGCAGUUCUUUCACAUCUAAUUACACAAGCAGUGCUUUUCAACCUUCAACGUCUACUAUAGAUGAAGUAGAAUCUCCUUAUUUAAGUAAUUUCACACGACGUCUAUCUUCUCUCAAAGCUGAGCCUCCGAAACCAACCACAUUUCUGGACAGAGACACUACUAAUGGUAGUCCGCUGAUUCCUCGUAGAUCGUUCAUAUCCGGUGUGCCUAGAUCUGAAAUUAUAGACUAUAAAGCCUCCAAUGAUAAAAAGUUUUUGAAAAACAACUUAGUUUCACUCGCCCUUGUAGCUCUUGUCGCACUUUUUUUUUUUUGUCUAGUUUUCAUGUACAUAGUAAAAAAGAAUGACAUCACCUCAGUAGUAGAUGACCAGAACAGUGUUAUACCUAUUUGUCAAUUUAAUCUUCCCGGACACAGACCGGGCUUUAAUUGUGUGCCUCAAGAACAAGUGAUUCAUGCCAAGAAUCUGUUAAAAGUUAUCCAUCCGAAAUUAACGGAAUGCGCUGCCGAAUACAAAUGUGGUAAGCCUGGGGCCUUGCCGUAUGUAACUGAAAGAGAAAUUAUAGACUUGGCCAGUGCUCGAGUAGAUGUUAACCAGUGUCGCAAAGAUCUUAACAAUCUACAGGUUUUACUUGUAAACAAUCCUAGAUGGGGUAUUAAUGUUGUGCAAACUGAAAAUUUAUAUUCUCCAGAUGUUAAAUACAUACCAAUCACAAGUGUUGAUAUGGUUGUGCAACAGAGGAAUAAAGGCAGUGUAGCUUUAGCCCUAUCUGAUCCAUCGACCCCUAUCUCAUGUCUCUUUGUCAACACCCUUUACUCUGCCGGAACAACCAUUGCCGUUAUCGGAAUAUUGUCUGUAUUGUUGUUAGGUUUACAAAGAUUUUACAAAUAUUAUAUACAUUGUCAGAAGAAAAAGAGUGAAGAAAUUUAUUCUAUGGUUGAACAGAUUAUAGAUGUGAUCUCUCAAGAGACUGAAGACAGCGGGGAACCAUACAUAUCCGUCGAUCAUGUCAGAGAUACUCUUAUAUCACCUCAGAAUAGAGAGAAAAUGUCUUCGGUUUGGGAUGCCGCUGUUAAGUUUAUACAGAAAAAUGAGAGUCGAGUCAGAAUGGAGGUUCAGUCUGUGGAUGGAGAGGAUUGUAGGGUAUGGAGAUGGAUUGCUUCCCACAACAGUCCGAAACGCAGUACUUCGUGGCAAGGACAGGCAUUUGUUACUCAAGAAGGCUCCGUUAACAAUCUCACUGUAUCUCCAACGCCAUGUCUCAAAAUCCGCAACAUGUUUGACAAAAAUGACACAAACCCAAAUCUAAGGACCGUUAUUCAGGAUGUUAUACUAGAGAAAUGUGAACGGAGCAAUAUUUUGCAUAUUGAUAUCGAGAGUGCUUCCUGUUGCGUGUAUGUGAAAUGCGCCACCCCAGCGGACGCGGGCAUAGUGUACAAGAACUUGCAUGGUUGGUGGUAUGAAGGAAGACUUAUUACUGUUAAAUAUCUACGCUUGGAACGUUAUAUGCAGAGGUUUCCGGGUUCCCCAUCAUCGGGAUUCUAUUUAAAACCAUCUCGUCUUCGAAGAACCUGGGAUGAAUGA